UGGGUGUCCCAAGUAAUGUCUUCCCCCAUGAUGGCGGAACUAAGUGUCGAGGGGUUCUGUUUCCGGGGGGAAGAGAGAGGGAGACGGAACAGUGGGGCACAUGGUCUUUUUCUUGGGAGGAAAAGGGACGGAGAGGAGCAGAGCUGUGGUAAUAGCUGACCAUUGAGAGAAAGCAUGGAGGAAAAUGACAAGAAACGGCAUAGCAAGAAGCACAGUGGACCAAAGGCUGGGAAGAAAAAGAAGCGUCACUUGAAAGAUUUAGGACUCGAAGAUGAGGAAGAUGCCAGGAAAAGAAAUCCAAAGGCCUUUGCAGUUCAGUCUGCAGUCCGGAUGGCCAGAACAUUCCACAGGACUCAGGAUUUGAAAACAAAAAAACAUCAUAUUCCUGUGGUUGAUCGCACUCCUUUAGAGCCUCCCCCAGUGGUAGUGGUUGUCGUUGGCCCUCCAAAAGUUGGAAAGAGUACCUUGAUCAAAUGUCUCAUUAAGAAUUUCACAAGGCAGAAGUUAGUUGAAAUCCGAGGUCCUGUAACAAUUGUCUCAGGUAAAAAACGUAGGCUAACCAUAAUUGAAUGUGGAUGUGAUAUUAAUACAAUGAUUGAUCUGGCUAAAGUUGCUGAUCUGGUUUUGAUGCUAAUUGAUGCUAGUUUUGGAUUUGAAAUGGAAACAUUUGAAUUUCUGAAUAUUUGCCAGGUACAUGGCUUUCCCAAAGUAAUGGGCAUUCUCACACACUUGGAUACCUUAAAAAAUAACAAGCAGCUUAAGAAGACUAAAAAGAGACUAAAGCACAGAUUCUGGACUGAAGUGUAUCAGGGUGCCAAAUUAUUCUAUCUCUCCGGGAUGGUACAUGGAGAAUAUCAAAAACAGGAAAUCCACAACCUGGGACGCUUUAUCUCUGUUAUGAAAUUUCGUCCCCUUACUUGGCAGACAUCUCAUCCAUAUGUUCUGGCAGACAGAAUGGAAGAUCUGACAAAUCCAGAAGAUAUCAGAAUUAAUCCAAAAUGUGACAGGAAGAUUUCACUUUAUGGCUACCUAAGAGGAGCUCACAUGAAAAACAAAGGCCAAAUACACAUGCCAGGUGUAGGGGAUUUCACUAUAAGUGACGUCAGUUUUUUACCAGAUCCCUGUGCACUUCCUGAGCACCAAAAGAAACGUUCCUUAAAUGAGAAGGAGAAGCUGAUCUAUGCCCCAUUAUCAGGUGUUGGAGGCUUAGUAUAUGACAAAGAUGCGGUUUAUAUUGACCUCGGGGGAAGUCAUGCUCAUCAGGAGGAGGAGGAUGGUGUAAGACCAAAUCAUGAACUAGUCCAGAGCCUUAUUUCCACACACUCAACCAUUGAUGCCAAAAUGGCUUCAAGCAAAGUGUCUCUUUUUAUGGAUUCCAAACCUUUAGAAGCUGAAGAUGUUGAAAACCAAGAAAUUUUUCCAAUGCCUAAAGAAGAAAAAAAAUUUGACCUGCUCUCUGGGAGGGUACGGCGGAAAGCAGUGUUUGAAGAUGAAGAAAAUGAAGAUGGAGGCAUUGAGGAAGAUGAAGAAAUGUCUGUGGAUGAAGAUGAGGAUGGAAGUGACAGUGACAAUGAUAGUGACGAAGGAGAACACAAUGAUAAAGGUUUUUCAGAUCAAGCUCUGAUUUUGCCUUCUGCCAGACAUGUUAAAAAAGAAACCAAAGAAGUAACACUAGCAGAACUACCAGCCUUUGCUGACAGUGAUGACAAUCUUGAGAUGAGUUCAAAUGAGGAAGAAGAAGAAGGCCUUGAUAAGGGCAGAGAAGAGACAGAUGGGGAAGGACAGGAGUGUGAGGGAGAGGAGAUAACUGAUUCUGGAUCUGCAGAUUUAGUUAAUCAAACUAUGCAUUGUGACAAAAAAGACAGAGAGUUAAAGAGUAAUAGAAAUUUGAGUAAAAUAGUAGGUUCUACUACAGAGUCUGGAAAUGGAACCAUUGAAGAAACAUUGGCAUGUGAAUCAGAAGACUCCUCCUUGGAAGAGGAAGGAGAAUCAAUGGAUGAUUCUGACACUGAGGAAUCUGACAGUGAAAAUCCCAAGCCACAAAGUACUGAUACUGAAAAACAGGAAUCGGAGUUUGUAAACUAUAAUGAUGAUGUUGAAGAGCUGUUGAAAGAGGAGGAGGAAUAUAAAGAAGCACCUGACUUUUCUGCAGACACAGCUGGUGCACUUAAAUGGAAAGAAGAUCUUACUCGAAAGGCAGCUGAAGCUUUUCUGAGACAGCAGCAGUCAACUCCCAAUCUCCGUAAACUUGUUUAUGGCACAGUGGUUGAGGAUGAGGGAAAUGAAGAAGAAGAAAAUGAAGAACUUGGAGGAUUGUUCCAUGUUAGCCGUCCUGACAAAGAAUCAAAACGAAAAGCUGAUGCCCUUGAUUGCUCCAAAUUCCCUGUUGAAGCGCCACAAGACUGGGACUUGGAUGAGGUUAGGAACAGUAUCAGAGACUGUUUUGUGACUGGAAAUUGGGAAGCUGAUAAAGAUGCAGCAAAACUACUGAAAGAAGAUGAAGAGUUAUAUGGUGAUUUUGAAGACCUUGAAACUGGAACAGUACACAAAGGAAAACCAGCUGAUCAAGGAGACGAGGGAGAAAGUGCAGAAGAAAAAGAAGAAGAUACCAAAAUUGUUGAAGAAGAAGAGGAAAAGAAAAAGCGCAUGGAUAAGAAACGUAAAUUGAAAGAAAUGUUUGAUACUGAAUAUGAUGAGGGGGAUGCCACGUACUUUGAUGAUCUAAAAGGGGAGAUGCAGAAACAAGCUCAGCUUAACAGGGCUGAAUUUGAAGAUCAAGAUGAUGAGACCAGAAUUCAAUAUGAAGGCUUUCGGCCUGGAAUGUAUAUCCGGGUAGAACUUGAGAAUGUCCCUUGUGAACUGGUGCUGAAUUUUGAUCCACACUAUCCACUUAUCCUGGGUGGCCUGGGAAACACUGAAGGAAAUGUGGGAUAUGUUCAGAUGCGCCUGAAGAAGCAUCGUUGGUAUAAGAAAAUACUCAAGACUCGCGAUCCCCUGAUAUUUUCAUUAGGCUGGAGGCGGUUUCAGACCAUCCCUAUGUACUACAUUGAAGACCAUAAUGGUCGUCACAGACUACUUAAGUAUACACCACAACAUAUGCAUUGUGGGACAACUUUUUGGGGUCCUAUCACGCCACAAGGGACAGGAUGUUUGGCAAUCCAGUCAGUCGGUGAUGCAACUCCUGAUUUUCGGAUAGCUGCCACUGGAGUUGUGCUGGACUUAGAUAAAUCUAUAAAAGUUGUGAAGAAAUUAAAGUUAACUGGUUUCCCAUUUAAAAUUUACAAGAAUACAGCGUUUAUCAAGGGGAUGUUUAACUCUGUAUUGGAAGUGGCAAAGUUUGAAGGUGCAGCCAUUCGCACUGUGAGCGGUAUCCGAGGGCAGAUUAAAAAGGCCCUGCGAACACCAGAGGGUGCAUUCAGAGCAACAUUUGAAGAUAAGCUGCUAAUGAGUGAUAUUGUUUUCAUGCGAACAUGGUAUCCCGUAUCCACUCCAGCCUUCUAUAAUCCAGUGACCUCCUUGCUAAAGCCUGUGGGUGAAAAAGACUUCUGGGCAGGAAUGAAGACAACAGGCCAGCUAAGGCAUGAGAAGGGCAUCAGACUGAAACAAAACAAGGAUUCCCUGUAUAAGCAAAUUGUGCGGGAGAAGAAACAUUUCAAUAAGCUGCAUAUCCCCAAAGCUCUUCAGAAGGCCCUUCCUUUUAAGAGCAAACCUAAGAUGCGAGAAGGAAAAGGGAAAGUCACAAAAGACAAGUGGAGACCAGCUGUUAUCAGGGAGCCUCAUGAGAAGAAGAUUGCAGCACUUCUCUCUGCUUUGAGUACAGUACAUAGCUACAAGCUGAAGAAAGCCAAACUGAAACACCGUCAGGAACUUAAAGAACGUCUGAAAGUGAAACAGAAAGAGGAGGAAGAGAAGCUUAAGAGGCAGAAGGAAGCAAAGAAGAAACUCUUCCGCAUUAUUGGACAGAAGGAGAAGAAGAGACAAAAGUCAAGUCUGAAAGGGAGUGCUGAACGAGAGAAGUGAGUUUCUUUUUGCAGUCUUUAGGAAGUGAAAAGACUUUCUGCUCUGAGGUUUUUCCUGGAAAGCAAGACUCUACACCCCAUCUCUACAAAAUACUGCAAUUGGUUUCUGGACUCCAGUGAACUUGCCUUAGAGGAAAUGAAGGGAAGAAAAUACGACAUUUCCAAACAGACAUCAGAUGUAAAUUAUUAUUUGUAGUGUUCACUGCAACAUGCUUAAAGAAUUCAAGUUCAAGCAUUGGACAUAGCACAGUAUCUGAUUAAUCAUUAAAGUAUUUUACAUAAUAUUUUCAAAUUAGAUUUAUCUGUGUUUACUGGUAGAUCAGUUUUAUUUGCCAUCAUGAAUACAAAUAUAUUUUGAUAAGCUGUA
Molecule: messenger RNA, 4386 nt
Organism: Sceloporus undulatus (fence lizard)
Lineage: Eukaryota; Metazoa; Chordata; Lepidosauria; Squamata; Phrynosomatidae
Gene: BMS1
Product: BMS1 ribosome biogenesis factor
Biological process (GO): endonucleolytic cleavage of tricistronic rRNA transcript (SSU-rRNA, 5.8S rRNA, LSU-rRNA); maturation of SSU-rRNA from tricistronic rRNA transcript (SSU-rRNA, 5.8S rRNA, LSU-rRNA); ribosome biogenesis
Cellular component (GO): nucleus; 90S preribosome
Molecular function (GO): U3 snoRNA binding; GTP binding; GTPase activity
Source: RefSeq, a predicted model, not a curated record